Geodia barretti is the source of this 387-nucleotide messenger RNA. The record is from the annotation of a GenBank genome assembly. Lineage: Eukaryota; Metazoa; Porifera; Demospongiae; Tetractinellida; Geodiidae.
AUGAAUGCGCGGAGCCAGGCCCGGUUCUACGCCAUGCUGGCCAAUGGUGGUGAGCUGCACGGCGUGCGCCUUCUUUCUGAGGAGCGAGUGCGGACCUUCCACAUACCCCGACCCCCCAGCGAUUACGACCCGGUGCACGGUAGACCCCAUCAUGGAACCAUCGGAGGCUUCCACUUCGCAGGUAGUCCAGGUAUGGGCGCCAUGGGCAGCAACCCUCUGGCUUUCGGCCACAACGGGGCCGGCGGUUGUCUGGGCUGGGUGGACCCCCAGCAUCGACUGGCGGUUGCUAUCCACCAUAACCGCAUGGUCCCCCACGGCCCUCCCGAGGAGAGCCCGCUGACACCCAUUGGCGGAGCAGUGCGAAAGGCUCUGGGUAUACCAGAGUAG